UGGCUGAGGGAGGAGGACAAGGCGAGAAGGCAGUGAGUGAGGUAACCCAGGCGUUCCCUUCUGUAGAUGGGCAGGAGGAGAAGAGCACAGUCCCUGACACAGUCAAGGACCCCGUUCAGCUCUAACCAAAACUACAGACCUGCUCUCCAUUCUUUUCAUUUUUGGUAUAAUAAGAACUUAUGUUAGAGGUGGCUGCUGGGCUUUUUUUCCUAAAUUAGACAUCAAACUUUUCCCCCCCCUUCCCUAAGCAUACCAUAUGUUUGUCAGCACAUUCCGCUUCGUUGUCAAGGAAACUACGGUGGGCACGACAGGGGCAGGUGGUUCCAGGGAUGUAGAGUGGAGUCGGAUGGUUCUCUAUGCCUUGUGUGCAUGUAAACAGUGAACCGUAGCCACAGGUUUGUCGUCCCGGUAGAAAGGAAUGCUUAGAACUGGGAGAACCACUCUAUCCUCUCUUCUGCUUCUGCUAUGCAGCAACAGACAAGUGAUGGGCUCGGCUCUUGACACGCUCAUAAACUUGCGAACUGAGUAUUGGAAAAAAUGCAAUGACUCGUUAUCAACUCAAAGGGCCACAGAAAAAACACAAACUGGAAUCUUCUGCAAUGGGACUUUUGACAUGUUUGUCUGUUGGCCACAUUCAACCCCUGGAAAUGUCUCCGUCCCCUGUCCUUCCUACCUGCCCUGGAUCAGUUCAGAUGGUUCAAGGAAAGUGCACAUGGAGUGUUUGCCGAACGGUAAAUGGCGUACCGAGGACAACACUACCAUGGUGUGGCGGGAGAAAACAGAGUGUGAAGAUCAUCACUUCUACAAGUCAGAGGAUGCUGAGCUGGCCCGUCAUUCCAUACUGAGGACCACCACCAUAGUCGGAUACUCACUGUCUCUCUCCUCCCUCAUAAUUGCUGUCAUCAUUAUGGGGAAUCUGAGGAAGCUUCACUGUACACGGAAUUACAUCCACUUGAAUCUCUUUGUGUCAUUCAUAUUGAGGGCCAUGGCAACGAUCACGCACACAAUCGUGUCAACAGCAAUGGCUUCCAAUUUUCCCAGUGAUGAAAUGGGGUGGAACACCUACUCAAACUCAACGAUCGCUGUGAUCUGCAAGGCGUCCCGAGUGUCCAUGGAGUAUUUUGUUGGGUGUAAUUUCUUCUGGCUGUUGGUGGAGGCGAUAUUUCUCCACACUCUACUCUUCACCGCUGUGCUGACAAAGCGGAGGCUGCUGAAACGAUACAUGCUCAUUGGAUGGGGCACUCCUAUGGGCUUCAUAUUGCCAUGGAUUGCAGUAAAAGCACACUAUGAAAACAUACACUGCUGGGUUAACAGUAACAAGCUGAUCUGGUGGAUAAUAAAGGGACCUAUAGCACUAGCCGUAGUGGUGAUUUUUUGCAUUUUCCUGAAAAUUCUGAAACUCCUGCUGUCAAAGUUGAAAGCGGACCAGUCGCAAUUUACUGACUACAGAUACAGCUUAGCCAGAGCAACUCUUGUACUGAUCCCACUGUUAGGGAUCCAUGAGGUAGUCUUCAACCUUGUCACAGAUGACUACAUGGACAUGAGACAACGUUACAUUCGCAACUUCAUCAACAUGGUUCUCAGCUCUUCUCAGGUAGGAAGGCCAAAGACAGGCCAAAGAUGA
Molecule: messenger RNA, 1624 nt
Organism: Clupea harengus (Atlantic herring)
Lineage: Eukaryota; Metazoa; Chordata; Actinopteri; Clupeiformes; Clupeidae
Gene: glp2r
Product: glucagon like peptide 2 receptor
Biological process (GO): adenylate cyclase-modulating G protein-coupled receptor signaling pathway; cell surface receptor signaling pathway
Cellular component (GO): plasma membrane
Molecular function (GO): glucagon receptor activity; peptide hormone binding
Source: RefSeq, a predicted model, not a curated record